Messenger RNA from Pteronotus mesoamericanus, 1653 nucleotides. It is a transcript of the gene FBP1, whose product is annotated as fructose-bisphosphatase 1. Gene Ontology annotation, cellular component: cytoplasm; cytosol. Gene Ontology annotation, biological process: fructose 6-phosphate metabolic process; gluconeogenesis; fructose 1,6-bisphosphate metabolic process. Lineage: Eukaryota; Metazoa; Chordata; Mammalia; Chiroptera; Mormoopidae. Gene Ontology annotation, molecular function: fructose 1,6-bisphosphate 1-phosphatase activity. The transcript has 7 exons. The record is from RefSeq and is a predicted model, not a curated record. Bases 103 to 1119 code for a protein of 338 amino acids.
CGCUCCGAUCGGUGCGGACACUCCGUGUUCCGACCUCUAGCCGCGUUUCCGCCGCGUCCUCGCCUGCACCCACCACCUACAGCGCAGCAGCCCGGCCCCAGCAUGACCGACCAGGCAGCCUUCGACACGGAUAUCGUCACCCUGACCCGCUUCGUUAUGGAGGAGGGCAGGAAGGCCCGCGGCACGGGCGAGAUGACCCAGCUGCUCAACUCGCUCUGCACUGCGGUCAAAGCCAUCUCCACGGCUGUGCGCAAGGCAGGCAUCGCGAACCUCUAUGGAAUUGCUGGCUCUACCAACGUGACGGGUGAUCAAGUGAAGAAGCUGGAUGUCCUUUCCAAUGACCUGGUCAUUAACGUGUUACAGUCAUCGUUUGCAACCUGUGUUCUUGUGUCAGAAGAAAAUAAACAAGCCAUAAUUGUAGAACCUGAGAAAAGGGGUAAAUAUGUGGUCUGUUUUGAUCCCCUUGAUGGAUCCUCCAACAUCGAUUGCCUUGUGUCCAUUGGAACCAUUUUUGGCAUCUAUAGAAAGAACUCUACUGAUGAGCCUUCUGAGAAGGAUGCUCUUCAGCCAGGCCGGAACUUGGUGGCUGCUGGCUAUGCGCUGUAUGGCAGUGCUACCAUGUUGGUUCUGGCCAUGGCAUGUGGUGUCAACUGCUUCAUGCUGGACCCGGCCAUUGGAGAGUUCAUUCUGGUGGACAAGGAUGUGAAGAUCAAAAAGAAAGGGAACAUCUACAGCCUCAAUGAGGGCUAUGCCAAGGACUUUGACCCUGUUGUCACUGAAUAUGUCCAGAGGAAGAAGUUCCCACCAGAUAACUCAGCCCCCUACGGCUCCAGGUAUGUGGGCUCCAUGGUGGCUGAUGUCCACCGUACCCUGGUCUAUGGAGGGAUCUUUCUGUAUCCAGCUAACAAGAAGAGCCCCAAAGGAAAGUUGAGACUACUCUAUGAGUGUAACCCAAUGGCCUUCAUCAUGGAGAAGGCGGGAGGAUUGGCUACAACUGGGAAGGAAGCCAUACUGGACAUCGUUCCCACUGAUAUACACCAGAGGGCGCCAGUCAUCUUAGGGUCCCCUGAAGACGUGACUGAGUUCUUGGAGAUAUAUAAGAAGCAUGCUGCCAAAUGAAGAGCUGAUUCCUACAUUUAAAAAAUAAAUAAAUAAAUAAAUAAAUACAUACAUACAUAAAUAAAUAAUCACCUUUUAUCUAGACUUUUAUUUCACAUGGCACUACCCCUUCUGACUGCAUUGUAUAUUCCUAGACAGCAGAAAUAAAAAGCACAGAUAUCUUCACCAGCAAAUGGUGUGCAAUGUCUGGUGCUGCCUAACCAAAAUGCUAUCUAUAUAGUGCCACUGAUGCUCAAGAUAUAUUUUGAAUGGGUAGAGGAGAAAUAAACAUAUUUUUCCUUUUAAAAAAUAGUCUUCAUUGCUUUGUGUCAAAUGAUAGGAAUAAUAAUAAUAACAGUUAAUGCAUAUAAUGUUAGCUAACUCAUUUAAUCUUCACAGAAGCCUUAUGAAUUAGGGUCUAUGAAUAACUUAUUUCACCAUUACAUCAUGAUGAAAUGAAGGGCAGAAAGUUGAGGUAGUCUGCCCAAGGUCUCUAGCCAAUGAGUAGCAGAGCUCAGAUAUGAAUCCAGGUGUUCUGGCCACCAAACUUGGAGU